AUUCAAUGAGAGUAAGAGAGCAGAGACAGCUCACAGACUGAAGGGGGAAGGCGAGAGGCAGAGCAGCCAGACGCAGCAGGUUAAAAGAUGGAGCUCAGAGUGGGAAACAAGUACAGACUGGGCAGGAAGAUCGGAAGCGGCUCCUUUGGAGACAUCUACUUAGGUGCAAAUAUUGCCACCGGCGAGGAGGUCGCCAUUAAGCUGGAAUGUGUGAAGACAAAGCAUCCUCAGUUGCAUAUUGAGAGUAAAUUUUACAAGAUGAUGCAAGGGGGAGUGGGGAUUCCUUCCAUCAAGUGGUGUGGAGCAGAGGGAGACUACAAUGUGAUGGUGAUGGAACUACUUGGCCCUAGCUUGGAAGACCUGUUCAAUUUUUGUUCUCGCAAGUUCAGCCUGAAGACCGUGCUGCUCCUGGCAGAUCAGAUGAUAAGUCGCAUUGAGUACAUUCACUCCAAGAACUUUAUUCAUCGGGAUGUUAAACCAGACAACUUUUUGAUGGGACUUGGAAAGAAGGGGAACUUGGUGUAUAUAAUUGAUUUUGGCCUAGCCAAGAAAUAUCGGGAUGCUCGGACGCAUCAACACAUACCCUACCGAGAAAACAAGAACCUGACUGGAACUGCUAGAUAUGCCUCUAUAAAUACUCAUCUGGGCAUAGAACAAAGUCGCCGGGAUGAUCUGGAGAGUUUGGGAUAUGUUCUUAUGUACUUUAACCUCGGGUCGCUGCCCUGGCAAGGAUUGAAAGCUGCAACCAAACGGCAGAAAUAUGAACGUAUCAGUGAGAAGAAAAUGUCCACCCCUAUUGAGGUCCUCUGCAAAGGCUACCCCUCUGAAUUUUCCACAUAUCUGAAUUUCUGCCGUUCCCUGCGAUUUGAUGACAAACCAGACUAUUCGUACCUGAGACAGCUUUUCCGGAACCUCUUCCAUCGACAAGGCUUUUCAUAUGACUACGUGUUCGACUGGAACAUGCUCAAAUUUGGUGCAGCUCGGAAUCCAGAAGAUAUGGACAGGGAAAGAAGAGAGCAUGACCGAGAAGAGAGAAUGGGACAGCUUAGGGGAUCAACCACUCGAGCACUACCUCCUGGCCCUCCUGCAGGUGCAGCCCCUAAUCGGUUAAGGAAUGGUGGAGACCCUGUAGCCUCCACACCAGCCUCAAGGAUUCAGCAGAGUGGUAACACCUCUCCUCGGGCAAUCUCACGGGUGGACAGAGAACGCAAGGUCAGCAUGAGGUUACAUCGGGGAGCCCCAGCAAAUGUCUCUUCCUCGGAUCUCACAGGGCGACAAGAAGUGUCACGGAUUUCAGCAUCACAGGCCAGCGUACCAUUUGACCAUCUUGGAAAAUGAAGGCUGUCACUGGACCAAUGUUUGCUUAGUGUCUUCACUGUAUUUCAUUUUUCUUUUAAAGACGACAGAAUUUAAUUUUUUUUACUUUUAUUUUCUGCCAACGAAGAGAGCCAUGCUGAAGAUGCUGGUUCCACCGCAGACACAAGAACUUUGUGCGUGAAGGAGGGAUUUGCCUCUCCCCUUUCCUUCCAGAUAUACUGGCAGUCCGGGACAGCAGAAGUUCUUCCUGCUUCUUCUGAACUGAACACUACAUAUAGAUAUAUACUGUAUAUAUUCUUUUUAUUUUUUAGCUUACCUCCCCCAAACCCACCCCCCUAAAAAAAAAAAAAAGAACUUUACAUUUUUCAAAAUGUAAGAUUUUAGCUGUACAUUUUUUUUUCCUAUGACCUUUAAAGAUGAGAAGAUUUAGCCAGCUGCGGAAAAAGGACUGAAGCCUUUCCUAGGUACGGUAGCCUGGGUUGGGCGCUAUUCCCCCUUCCAGCCUUCUCUGAUUUAACAACAGGAGAGAUAGAUGGGGCCUUCCUGACACGAGAGGUCACCGAAUACUGACGGCUGGAGAGGGGCAGGAUCGUUGCCUAAUUCCCUAAGCUGUUCCACAGUGGAGGCCUAGCUUGCUUUUAGUAUGCACCUGCUCCAAAGAACCAUGCAGAUUUUGGAGGAAAAGGUAGAGUUGCCUGAACGGUGGGUGAUCCCAGCUGUUACUGGCUGUUUUAUUUAUAGGUUUAAUAGUAUUUUAGUAGUAGGUUUAUUGUUGGGUAUCUCCCACUGUGGCUGCUAGUGGCUUGUGGUCUAAUUCUUUUUGAAACAAAAAAAUACCAAUGCACAUUAUUCUGAACCCCCCCUCCCCCGCCC
Bufo gargarizans (Asiatic toad) is the source of this 2190-nucleotide messenger RNA. It is a transcript of the gene CSNK1E, whose product is annotated as casein kinase 1 epsilon. Gene Ontology annotation, biological process: signal transduction; peptidyl-serine phosphorylation; endocytosis. Gene Ontology annotation, molecular function: ATP binding; protein serine/threonine kinase activity. Gene Ontology annotation, cellular component: cytoplasm; nucleus. The coding region runs from base 88 to 1338 and encodes 416 amino acids. NCBI's taxonomy places the organism in Eukaryota, Metazoa, Chordata, Amphibia, Anura, Bufonidae. The transcript has 11 exons. The record is from RefSeq and is a predicted model, not a curated record.